Molecule: messenger RNA, 4011 nt
Organism: Mesitornis unicolor (brown roatelo)
Lineage: Eukaryota; Metazoa; Chordata; Aves; Mesitornithiformes; Mesitornithidae
Product: dystrophin
Exons: 25
Coding region: 1-4011 (1336 amino acids)
Biological process (GO): synaptic signaling
Cellular component (GO): plasma membrane
Molecular function (GO): protein binding
Source: RefSeq, a predicted model, not a curated record
AUGCUGCAGGCCAUCCAACGAGAAAAGCCUGAGAAGUACAGAAAACUGCAAGAUGCCAGCAGAUCAGCUGAGGCCCUGGUGGAACAGAUGGUGAAUGAGGGUCUGAGUGCUGACAACAUUAGACAAGCCUCAGAACAGCUGAAGAGCCGCUGGAUUGAGUUCUGUCAGUUGCUGAGUGAAAGACUGGCAUGGCUGGAGUACCAAAAUAACAUCAUUGACUUCUACUCCCAGCUGCAGCAACUGGAGCAGACAGCAAUUACUGCAGAGAACUGGCUGAAAGCACAACCCGCACCAGCAGCAGAUCCUGCUACAGUAAAAACUCAGUUGGGAAAAUGCAAGGAUGAAAUCAUCCGAAUGUCAACCCUUCAGCCUCAAAUUGAACGGCUAAAGGCUCAAAGUCACGCACUCAAAGAAAAAGAACAAGGGCCAGUGUUUCUGGAUGCUGACCUUGCUGCUUUUACCAGCCAUUACAAACAAAUACUUGCUGACAUGCAGGCCAGAGAAAAGCAGCUACAGACCAUUUUUGACAGUUUGCCUCCUGCACACUACAAAGAGACAAUGAACACUAUACUUGUGUGGAUCCAGCAGUCAGAAACGAAACUCUCCAUGCCUCAGGUAGCAGUUGCUGAGUAUGAAAUCAUGGAGCAGAGACUCAGGGAGCUCAAGGCUCUACAAAGUUCUCUGCAAGAGCAGCAAAAAGGCCUGAAUUAUCUCAGCACAACUGUGGAAGACAUGUCCAGAAAAGCCCCUGCAGAAGUCAGCCAAAGAUAUAGAUCAGAGAUUGAUGUGAUCCUUGGCCGCUGGAAGAAAUUGUCAGCACAGCUGGUGGAACAUUGCCAGAAACUUGAGGAGCUUAUGACCAAACUCCAGCGAUUCCAGAAUGACACUAAAACACUGAAGAAGUGGAUGGCUGAAGUGGAUGUUUUUCUGAAGGAAGAGUGGCCUGCCCUUGGUGAUUCAGAAGCACUGGAAAAGCAACUUGAGCAGUGUACAGCUUUAGUAAAUGAUAUCCAGACAAUCCAGCCCAGUUUGAACAGUGUUAAUGAGGUUGGGAAGAAAAUGAAGAGUGAAGCAGAGACAGAAUUUGCUUCCAGAAUAGAGACAGAGCUAAAGGAGCUCAAUGUUCAAUGGGACCAUAUUUGCCAACAGGCCUAUGCUAAGAAGGCAGCAUUAAAAGGUGGUUUGGAUAAGACUGUUAGUCUCAGAAAAGAUUUGUCAGAGAUGCAUGAAUGGAUAACACAGGCUGAGGAAGAAUAUCUGGAAAGAGAUUUCGAGUAUAAAACACCUGAUGAAUUGCAAAAAGCUGUUGAGGAACUGAAGAGAGCAAAGGAGGAAGCCAUGCAGAAAGAAGUGAAAGUGAAGCUUAUUACUGAUUCUGUGAAUAAUUUUAUAGCAAAGGCUCCACCUGCAGCUCAUGAGGCUUUGAAAAAGGAGCUGGAUGUUCUAAUUACCAGCUACCAGCGGCUCUGCAACAGACUGAAUGGAAAGUGCAAAACUUUGGAGGAGGUAUGGGCAUGUUGGCGUGAAUUACUGUCUUAUUUAGAUGCAGAAAAUAAAUGGUUGAAUGAGAUCGAAACGAAACUCAAGGCAACUGAAAAUAUUCAAGGAGGUGCAGAAGAGAUUUCUGAGUCUCUAGAUUCUUUGGAACGUUUAAUGAGACAUCCAGAAGAUAAUCGCAAUCAGAUUCGGGAAUUGGCUCAGACUUUAACUGAUGGUGGAAUCUUGGAUGAAUUGAUCAAUGAGAAACUUGAAAAGUUCAAUACUCAAUGGGAAGAACUUCGGCAAGAGGCCGUGAGAAGACAAAAGAGUCUUGAACAGAGUAUUCAGUCUGCCCAGGAGACUGACAAAACCCUCCGCUUAAUCCAGGAGUCUCUUGGUGUUAUUGACAAACAGCUAACAGCAUACAGUGCAGACAGAGUCGAUGCAGCACAGGUCCCUCAGGAGGCACAGAAAAUACAAUCUGAAUUAACAAGCCAUGAGAUUAGUUUGGAAGAAAUGAAGAAACGAAACCGGGGUAAAGAUGGUGCCAAAAGAGUGCUUUCCCAAAUUGAUGUGGCACAGAAAAAGCUGCAGGAUGUCUCUGUGAAGUUUCGCUUGUUUCAGAAGCCAGCUAACUUUGAACAGCGCUUACAAGAAUGUAAAAGAAUUUUAGAUGAAGUGAAGCUGCAGGUGCCCAAGUUGGAGAUGAGGAGUGUUGAGCAGGAAGUAGUACAAUCACAGCUGGAUCAUUGCAUGAAAUUAUAUAAAAGCCUGAGUGAGGUGAAGUCUGAAGUUGAAACAGUGAUAAAAACUGGGAGACAGAUUGUUCAGAAGCAGCAGACAGAGAACCCGAAAGAACUGGAUGAAAGGCUUACAGCUUUGAAGUUGCAAUAUAAUGAACUGGGUGCAAAGGUGACAGAAAAAAAGCAAGAGUUAGAGAAAUGCUUGAAAUUGUCCCGGAAGCUACGAAAAGAAAUUAAUGCUAUGUCAGAAUGGCUUGCAGCAACAGAUGCAGAAUUGACAAAGAGAUCAGCUGUGCAGGGGAUGCCUAGCAAUUUGGAUGCUGAAAUUGCCUGGGGCAAGGCAACACGGAAGGAGAUUGAGAAACACCAGGUCAAUCUUAAGAGCAUCAGUGAUUUAGGAGAAAAUUUGAAGACAGUGCUGAAAGGAAAGGAAAGUCUAGUGGAGGAUAAACUCAGCCUCUUGAACAGUAAUUGGAUAGCAGUAACUUCACGUGCUGAGGAAUGGUUCAAUCUGUUACUGGAAUAUCAAAAGCACAUGGAGGCUUUUGAUCAGAAUGUAGCUAAUGUCACAACUUGGAUGUAUCGUGCUGAAAUACUGUUGGAUGAAUCUGAUAAACAAAAACCCCAGCAAAAAGAGGAAAUUCUUAAGCGCUUAAAGGCUGAGCUGAAUGAUAUGCAUCCAAAGGUGGACUCUGUGCGUGACCGGGCAGUAGACUUGAUGACAAACCGUGGAGAUCACUGCAGGAAAAUAAUAGAGCCUAAACUGACAGAGCUCAACCAGCGAUUUGCAACUAUAUCACAAAGAAUUAAGAGUGGAAAGCUGUUCAUUCCUUUAAAGGAAUUGGAGCAAUUUGACUUCGAUAUACAAAAAUUGCUUGAACCACUGGAGGUUGAAAUUCAGCAGGGGGUGAAUCUGAAAGAGGAGGACUUCAAUAAAGAUAUGAGUGAAGAUGACGAGACCACGGUGAAAGAAUUGCUGCAAAGGGGUGACACGCUUCAAAAGAGAAUCACAGAUGAGAGAAAACGGGAGGAAAUAAAAAUAAAACAGCAGCUGUUGCAGACUAAACAUAAUGCUCUCAAGGACUUGAGAUCUCAAAGAAGAAAAAAGGCUUUAGAAAUUUCUCAUCAAUGGUAUCAGUACAAGAGGCAGGCUGAUGACCUAAUGACAUGGCUGGAUGACAUUGAGAAAAAGUUAGCCAGUCUACCAGACCACAAAGAUGAGCAGAAGCUAAAGGAGAUUGAUGGAGAAUUGGAGAAGAAGAAGGAAGAUCUGAAUGCGGUGCACAGGCAGGCUGAACGCUUGUCUAAGGAUGGGGCUGCAAAAGCAGUGGAGCCAACUCUGAUACAGCUCAGCAAGCGCUGGCGAGAUAUUGAGAGCAAAUUUGCUCAGUUUCGAAGACUCAACUAUGCACAAAUUCAAACAGUUCAUGAAGAUACAACUUUUGUGGUGACUGAAACUAUGACUGUGGAAACUACUCAUGUGCCUUCUACAUACCUGGCAGAGAUCCUUCACCUUCUGCAAGCCUUGUCUGAAGUAGAAGAACGCCUUAAUUCUCCUGUUCUGCAAGCUAAGGAUUGUGAGGAUCUCUUCAAACAAGAAGAGUGUCUCAAGAGCAUUAAAGAUAGUCUGGGGAGACUGCUGGGUCAUAUAGACAUUAUUCACAACAAGAAGAUUCUGGCUUUGCAAAAUGCAACACCAAGGGAAGCAGCAAAUAUACAAGAAAAGCUGACUCAACUUAAUUUUCAGUGGGAGAAAGUUAACAAGACGUACAAGGAUCGACAGGCGUAA